Messenger RNA from Alternaria ethzedia, 621 nucleotides. RefSeq lists its product as uncharacterized. Bases 1 to 621 code for a protein of 206 amino acids. Lineage: Eukaryota; Fungi; Ascomycota; Dothideomycetes; Pleosporales; Pleosporaceae. The transcript is spliced from 2 exons. The record is from RefSeq and is a predicted model, not a curated record.
AUGCUCGAGACAUGCACGGAAACAGCAGACCAGACGAACAUCUGCUGGAGUAAACUAGACAACCCCCUCAUUUCCCUCAACGCGACCGCCGUAAACGAAACAGCGCAGUCUCUCAUAUCGGCUCGCCCUUCGGCCCCUACCUACGCGAUCAGCCUGUCUGCUCUACAAGCGCUUUCGCCGACCAGCGCGGCUGCGUCGUCAGUAACCCCGAGCGUAUCCGGAGGACAACCCAUCGCUACAACCUCGCCGUCUGGAGGAUCACAAGAAACGGCUGCCUCGCCCCCUUCACCAAUCGCGACAAAGGACAAAGCGUCGGGUCUCUCAGGUGGCGCGAUAGGCGGCCUGGUCGGUGGAAUAGUCGGUGGCCUCGCUCUACUCGGUCUGGCUGGAUUUCUGUUCUGGCGCAGAAAGAAGAAUGGCAAGCGAAAUCCGUAUGAGCCAGCCAAUUCGCAUACCGCGCCUAUGUACCCAGCCGGUUCUCCUGGUGAAAUGGACUCAAACCAGACGUAUACGCAGGGACCGGCAACUGAGAAAUACGGAUAUGCGGUCAGUCCUGUAUCGGAAGUGCCUGCCGAUAGGGCACCAGUAGAGCUACCAGCUGGCACGACAUACAACAGAUAG